Lineus longissimus is the source of this 2831-nucleotide messenger RNA. RefSeq names its product toll-interacting protein A-like. The record is from RefSeq and is a predicted model, not a curated record. Lineage: Eukaryota; Metazoa; Nemertea; Pilidiophora; Heteronemertea; Lineidae. The transcript has 10 exons. Gene Ontology annotation, cellular component: cytoplasm. Gene Ontology annotation, molecular function: ubiquitin conjugating enzyme binding; ubiquitin binding. Gene Ontology annotation, biological process: ubiquitin-dependent protein catabolic process. The coding region runs from base 21 to 1088 and encodes 355 amino acids.
GUUGAAACUGAAAAUCGAAGAUGGCGGUGACAACAUCAAAUCCCGGAAGACAUCAAGAAUGGAAACGUCAGGUGAUGGUUGGAGACCUCUCUCCUGACUUCCUACGAGUUGCCCCAGACCAGCUUCAGCAGCAGAUCCUAUAUGAUGCACAGACUGCCCAGAUUCUGCAGGCGCAGCAAUCGGGUUUCAGCGGAUUCUCGCCAGGAAAUAUUGCUGGAAGACUCAGUAUAACAGUCGCGCAGGGAAAACUGGCGAAAAAUUAUGGUAUCACAAAGAUGGAUACUUACUGCCGAAUUCGUAUCGGUCACUCAGUCCUAGAAACUCCCACAGCCUCGAAUGGUGCCAAAACUCCAAGAUGGAACAAGGUCAUUCAUUGUUAUCUCCCAAUCGGUGUGGACUCAUUCCAUCUGGAGAUUUAUGAUGAGAAAUUCCUGUCAAUGGAUGACCGUAUUGCAUGGGCCCACAUCCCCCUCCCAGAGACAGUGCUGAGUGGAGAGACAGUGGAUGACUGGUACACACUGAGUGGUAAACAGGGCGAGGACAAGGAGGGAAUGAUCAACCUUGUGCUAUCAUUCCAGCCAACCCCUCAGCAACAACAACAACAACAACCUGUACUAUAUCCUGCUGGGCAACCAGUCGUCAUGGUACCCCAAGCACAGCCUGUUUUUUAUCCAGUUUCCGGUUGUGCUCGACGUUAUGUUGUUCCCACACCUUUACCGGGCCCUGUUCCCGCUACAUUACCGGUCACAUCCCCGCACCAUGACGCCGGUACCCGCCGCAAUCAGAACAUUCUCCAACAAGUGCCAACAGGAGGGGUUGGUAAUCCUGGUGUGGUUUAUGGUACCAUGCCUCACCCUCCACAGUAUACAGCUGUCCAACCACAAGGUGGGGCUCCAGUCUACACCACCGGUCAAAACCCACCUCAGCAGCAGCAGCAGCCCGUGCAGCAAGGCCCCAUGUACACGGAGGAAGACGUUAAGCAAAUCAAGGAAAUGUUCCCCGACGUUGAGGAAGAGGUGAUCAAAUCAAUCUUGGAAAGUCAUCGGGGGAAUAAGGAUGCGACGAUCAAUGACUUACUCUCCAUGUAGACACUUGCUUUGACUUUGGCACUUUUCUCAUCUUGUUGCAAUGGGAAACAUGUGCAAAUGGUUGAUAGAUGGCGCUGUCUAUCAACUAGAGAAAAAAAACACUUUGAAAACUGCAAGUAAGACAUCAGGCUUGUAACGUCGGAAAGGACUGUGACUUCGCUUGAAACACACCAUUCAGAAUGCAUCAGUUUUGAGAAAAGGCACUUGCCAGACAUUUCUGACAGAAUGUUAAUAAGUUACUAUACCAAUUUCAAGUAGGUUAUAUCAAUUGUUGAAACAUUCCGCAGUAUUAACCCACCACAUGCCAGGGCCAGAGAAAAGUUUAUGUAACAAAAUGCUAUUAAUCAUGUUGCUUCUGAGAUCUUAAAUAAUUCAUCUGAUUUUGAAAAGUUUAGAGAUCUAAUGUUUCUUUUGACACAAUCAUGAAAAUGUUUACCUACGUCAGUUUCAGAUGGCCACACCAACUUUCCUCAGAGUUUCUGAGUCAGACCACUACGUCAAAUUUGAAAAGCUGAAAAUUCUCUGAAAAGAUGUUGUCAUUUUUUAGUUUGUAGCAAUGCCUGUAAGCUUACAUGAAGUAUGUGGUUUAUUGUGGCAAUGCAUGUAAGCUUACAUGAAGUAUGUGGUUUAUUGUGGCAAUGCAUGUAAGCUUACAUGAAGUAUGUGGUUUAUUGUGGCAAUGCAUGUAAGCUUACAUGAAGGAUGUGGUUUAUUGUGGCGAUGCCUGUAAGCUUACAUGAAGUAUGUGGUUUAUUGUAGCAAUGCAUGUAAGCUUACAUGAAGGAUGUGGUUUAUUGUAGCAAUGCAUGUAAGCUUACAUGAAGUAUGUGGUUUAUUGUAGCAAUGCAUGUAAGCUUACAUGAAGGAUGUGGUUUAUUGUGGCAAUGCAUGUAAGCUUACAUGAAGUAUGUGGUUUAUUGUGGCAAUGCAUGUAAGCUUACAUGAAGUUUGUGGUUUAUUGUGGCAAUGCAUGUAAGCUUACAUGAAGGAUGUGGUUUAUUGUGGCGAUGCCUGUAAGCUUACAUGAAGUAUGUGGUUUAUUGUAGCAAUGCAUGUAAGCUUACAUGAAGUAUGUGGUUUAUUGUGGCGAUGCAUGUAAGCUUACAUGAAGUAUAUGGUUUAUUGUGGCAAUGCAUGUAAGCUUACAUGAAGUAUGUGGUUUAUUGUGGCAAAAGCUUGAGACGUUUAUCUUGUUGACAGCCCUGGCUUGAAUUACAGAACAGUUUGAUGGACUUUCUGAAAUAAUGUGAUAUCUUCUAAAAUUACUAAUAAUACUCUAGUUUUCAGUUUGGCUGUAUGUAUUGCAGUUAUGAUCAUGUAUACCCUGUGAGUAGGAUCAUCCCGUUAGCCAGUAUCAAACCCUCAACCUCUCCUUGUCCUCAGGUGUCAAAUACAACCUAUUGGUCGAGACAGAGCCUUUGACUUAACAGAUCAUGAGGUAUCUUGUAUGAAUCUGUCUCAGUAGGAUUAGGAAGCCAACAUUGGUCUGGAGAAACUUUAAUUGCUGUUUGUCUAUGCCAAGUGAGGUUUACCCGUACAUACCCUACAUUCACGAUGGAUAGUUUACGACCUACAAAGAUUAUGGAAAGUUAGUAGCAAAGAAUAUCACAGGAUUGACAAGAAAUAUUGAAGUUAUUGAUGUUAGAGUAUUAUCUAUUGUACUGCAAGAGUUGUGAAUGUCUUGUAUUUAUGUGUAUAUGUGUACGGAAUGACUCGCUAAUACAUUUUCAAAUGAGUACAGAA